Messenger RNA from Microsporum canis CBS 113480, 939 nucleotides. RefSeq lists its product as hypothetical. The record is from RefSeq and is a predicted model, not a curated record. The transcript is spliced from 2 exons. The coding region runs from base 1 to 939 and encodes 312 amino acids. NCBI's taxonomy places the organism in Eukaryota, Fungi, Ascomycota, Eurotiomycetes, Onygenales, Arthrodermataceae.
AUGGCGUUAAGGGGAGGGUAUGGGCACAAACGCCAGCGAGAUGCGAGCGGCCAUCCAUCUCAGGGCCAGAGUUCGCAAAGGGAUGAAAUUCGACAACAGCUUCGCCUUGUCUCGGAGGAAACUAAAGAACUCAUACCGCUGGUUUUGAGUCGCACACAGACUUGUUCAGACGGAUUUCUCCUCGAGGGCUCUGAUGUUCCACGCCUUAAGGCCGCGGAAUGCCCUGGAUUUACUGGCGUAAAAGUGCGUGAUACUACCGCUGCAGAACAUGAAUACGGUAAUACAUGUAUUCUCAACAUGGCCAGCGCAGCAAGACCAGGAGGAGGCUGGUUAUCAGGGGCAUCAGCACAGGAGGAGUCGCUCUGCCGGAGGAGCACACUUCCCGAGACUCUCAAGGAGAGAUUUUACCGGAUCCCAAAGACCGGUGCUAUUUAUUCACCCUCUGUCGUCAUUUUUAGAACUAGCCGGGAGUCGGGGCAUAAGCUAAUGGCGUUGAACGACCCAGAUUCACUGCCUGUCGUGAGUGCUAUCAGUGUUGCUGCUCUCGUGCAUCCACAAAUUAAACGUGUGGGGGUUGUUACAACCUCAACCGACAGAGACGGGACUGUCAAGUCGGUUGCAUCGUCAAGGCAGGCCUACGCACGGGGAUCCGAAAGGAGAGCAAUGAAAGAGAAAAUGAGACAUAUCCUGAGGAUCUCAGCAUAUAAAAAACACAGAAGAAUAGUCUUGGGGGCUCUUGGUUGUGGAGCGUUUAAAAAUCCCAGAGAAGAUACGGCUGAUUGCUGGGCAGAGGUGUUUAGUGAAGCCGAGUUCCAAGGUGGAUGGUGGAAAGAUGUUGUCUUUGCCAUUCUUGAUCCGCUGUCUCAGCCUGGCCAGAAUAUCGGGAACGCCGGUGCCUACAUCCAGAGGUUGGAUGGACUCGCAGUGUCUGCUCCGUGA